Molecule: messenger RNA, 6240 nt
Organism: Spirometra erinaceieuropaei
Lineage: Eukaryota; Metazoa; Platyhelminthes; Cestoda; Diphyllobothriidea; Diphyllobothriidae
Source: the annotation of a GenBank genome assembly
AUGGGCUGGAAGGCUGCCAACCGACAGGAUAACCUGACCCUCAUCUCAGGACGGAGAGUCAAGCUGCAAUGGCUCCUUCUUACUCUGUCCUCUAUGACAGUCCUAGCCUGCUGCGAUCCGAGUCGCUUCUUUCUCGUUUCUGCGGAAACCUGGCCCUUUGCGCAAGAACAGGUUGUGAGUAGCACGCUCAGACGGGUCAUUUGCCCUUGUGAACCACUGCGUCCGAUUCCACCUCCGAUCUAUUAGACUGUCUUAACACCGAGCUCAAGUUGGUGAGAGAGGAGAGUAUGGCAGAUGCAGCGCAAACAUACCACUAUCUCACGCGAAAGUCAUCGUCCCUGCGUCCGCCAUGAUGUAUCGCCGUUCGCGAUGGUCGAACUAACAUCCGGACAAUUUUUACAUUGCCCUGGCGACAUUUACUUCACAGUCCUCCAAGUGCCCAGAGCCUUGCGUUCCUCCCCAUAUUUUGCCGCACUUAGACCCACGCUUUGACAUGAAACCACGCAUUUGGACACACCACACCCGGGAAACCACCGGCUCGACCAAACACUGAGUUUCUUGACGUUUGGUUACAAGUUUAUUGCGUCACCAUCAAAGGUAAAUUUCCUCCGUAUAUGUCUGUCACUGGCAGAUUUAGCAACCUCGGACUGUAGCCCCUGGGUGCAAUUAUUCAUAUUAAUAAGAAAGAUUAGUAGGACUAACACAGAUCUUUGUGCGUUACCACCUUAAAUGGUUACUUCAUUAGGGUUGGAAUCACAAUGUAAUAAGUCCUCAUGCGGAAGGACAAAAAACUCAAUAAAUCUGAACGCUCAACGUUGGUAACCAAUUCUCUUUAUUCUCCGUGGGAUUCAUGCAUACUGUCAAACGUUGUAUUGAUUUUACCAAGCGACACAUUGGACAUUCCUUCAGGUGGAUCUACUGUGGUUUUGCAUAGGUCCAUCAAGUAAAUGUAACUCAUCCUAGAUUCACGGGAUGAUUCCGCAAAUAUCUCAGGUUCUCCUGGACAAUGUUCCCUGUUUAUAAUGAUCAGGUUUCUUCAUCAUCCUCUAGUGUUAAUGGAAAUUUGGAUGGUUUGCCGCUGAGCGGACUGGUGUAAAAAAGAGAUCUCCUUGAUAUCCGCUUGGGCGGUCUGUGGGAAUGAACGGAGUAGUUAGUAGCGCCCGAUUGAGAGUACAGUCACCCCCCUCCCCAUACUAGAAGAACUUUCCUGUGAAAGCGAUUCUAUCACCUUCGUCGCUUAUGCUUCUUAUGUUCGUUCAACUUGUAGAAAAUAAAGGGGUGCUAACUAGAAUUUAUGGUGGGCGGCCUUUGGAUAAUUAGAAUGGAUCCCAAUCGAUGAGGACAAGAGGGAAUUACUAUGCUCCUACGUGAUUGUACCUCUUGCACUACAGACUGGCCUUCCUCAAAGAGAGGCCUCGGUUGGGGAAUUCUUAGCUACUACUUAAGACAAUCGAACCGAUCCUAUCUCCUUAUUGCUCUGAUAUACAGACCCUCGGAAGACGGAAGGUGCAGGUAAUGCACUCAUUUCCAGACGGAGGGAACCUUUGGGAUUUCGACUUUUUAGACACUGAGUGGGAGUUGAUGCACUGGGCACGAUCUUAAAUCUCCUUUGAUCGGCAAAAUCAUAAUUUGGUCAUGGACGUUAACAUGGAGAUGCUCAUACCUCGUGAACAACAGUCAAACUGUCAAGACCUCAUCAUUACUAGAGAUCAAAGUAGUAUUCAUAUUGACCCAACUGUGAAAAACUCGUCGUCUCGGUGGGAUUCGAACCCACGCAGUAAGGUGAAGGCUUUAGCGCAGCCUCGUAGCUCAGGUGGUUAGAGCGUUGGCUGCGCUAAAGCCUUCCCCUUACUGCGUGGGUUCGAAUCCCACCGAGACGACGAGUUUUUCACAGUUGGGUCAAUAUGAAUUAGUCAAAAUCUGCCAAAAUAUCAACAAAGUAGUAUUUUCAAUUCAGGUUCCGACACGUCCCUUGACCGGAGCGAUCACUGUGUUCUUGUUCAGAAGUAAAAGUCCAUUUUCUUUACCCAAAAUCCAAGUAGUCGAGGGGAGAGGUGUUUGAAUGACGGAUUUCUUGAAAAUGAGGGGAAGCUUGGAGGAGAGAGACUGGAAGGCUGCAUUUAUGUCUCUGACCUAAAAACCUAUGCGUUUUUAGGGAGGUCAAGGCAGCACUCGUUAGGGAGCUUUGCCCAUGAGUGACACCUGAAGUGAAGCGAAAACUCAAGCGGAGAAGGAGACUUUGCGAAAGAUCCACCAACUGUAAACAAUUCGAGGAUUUGGUUGAUUUUGCGAACCAACAAAAUAAGCGAGGGAACUUCUUGAGAAAUGAACGUAUGGCCCUCGAGUCGAGAAUAACCAAAAGAAUUCCCUGUGAUUUGAAAAAUAUUCUUCCUUCAUGUGAACAGGACAAGGCGCGUUAAACCCAGACCUCAAGUCACAUCAGACACCCUGUCCAUCUUUAUUAACAGUCGAUCUGACUUGGACUAGAUUGACGCGUGUGAGGAGGCUAAGGGGAUGAGGUCAGUCUAGCCAGAAUCCAUUGUUUACUUCCUCAUUUUAAACAACCAAACGUGCUGAAAAAAUGUAAGAAGAUGCUAAAAAUUGUGGCUUGAACAAUUGCACAAUUUCAUGAUAACCGGUUCUACUCAGGACCGGGGAGUCAGACUGCAACGGUCUCCCCUUAAUGGGAGCGAGACGGUGCUGCCAAUCGCGUGAGAUCUGAUACUACCACCACUAAUGGGACACUAUACGUGUGAAGUUAAAGAUCAGAUCGCGUGCGACAUAGGUACGGUGACUGUUUAACCUAGUCGGACACUGCAGUUGCGCCCGAAUACUGUAGUCAUAAAUCUAUUCCUCAUUGGAAACAAAGUAAUGCGCAAACCACUGCUGAACUUAUCCCGUGAGGUCGUGAUGGCCCUCAUCAUUCUUUGACAGUCAAAAUUGCGUGUAACAUGCAUGGAACGCUUCUGUACACUUGUAUCCAUAGGUUAAUCGAUUGCCCCAUACCGAACGCUAACUAGUCCUUGUAUUAAGUUGGGGAUUAGUCACGACCAUAGAAACCACCCGUGUUUCAGAUGGCACUGUCCUAAAUUCCAGAGGGACUGCAGUUAGUCGGGUUAGGGUUAUGAAGGCCAGCGCUAAGGCUAGGUGGUAACGCUUGUGUUAAAUCCAUACUGACCUAACUGUGGAAAACUCGGCGCCUCGGUGGGAUCCGAGCCCACGAGAACAAAGGUAAGACUUUAAUACAGCCAAUGCUCUAGCCACCUGAGCUACGAAGCCUCACCAGGAGACGUGAGUUUAAUUACAUAUGGGUCAAGUUACACGCCCAGCCCUACUGCAACGUCUGGAGUCUACCAAAUCUGGUACAGUAAUCUGACUUCCCAAACAGGAUUUCCUAAGUAAUCCAUCUAGAAUCCACCAGAUGACUACCAGGCUCACGUAUUUCAUAGAUGUUUUGGCAGAUUUUGAAUGAUUCAUACCAGCCGGUAUUUGGGUAAGAUCCUAAUAUGCAGCCAUGCAUUCAUUGUUAAUACUGUCGGCCUACUGAUUUGGCUUCAGUAGGUGUGAUUAAAUUGAAGCGAGUGGCUUGGCUCAGUGCGUCCCCAUGACGCAUUUCCUAUUUAAUUCGACAAGUGGCUAGGAUACGAACCGAUCAAGUCCACUGUCGUUUCUAGUCCAGCGAGUGGCCAGGCUACGAAACCGAAUAUGUUCAGCUAACUUUCUAAUCCAGCGAGUGGCUAGGCUAGGUGCAUUCGUAUCUGCUUUGUGGAUGGCUUUCCUGCACACCUUUACCUACGCGUUGGCCCUGCGCUCGCGCUUCCCAUUGGUCGACUAUAUCGCUCGUGAGUAGCGGUUGGUUUUCAACUCAUUCAAAGUUUGGCCGUGCUUCACUCUAUGGCUUUUUCCUUGCGUUUCCGUGGUUCAAUAUUUGGCGUGUACGAUGGCCCCACCGGGAAAACCCCUCUUACUCCAAUUCCCGAAUUAGAGUAGAGCUGCUUCAGGGAGGGCUGCAUAUUAGGAUCUUAACCGUAUUUGCGUGUCUGACUGAGCUGGAUUACCAUGCAUAAUUUUGAAAAUGAUGCAGAUUUACUAAUUAGGAAAUAAGCAGACCCAAGUCCGCAGUCCCGCGUUUACGCUUGGCCUUCAUAGCCACUCUCCUCUUUACGAACACAAAGUGCCCGUUGUGUACAUAGUAAAUAGCUAAAAAAUACUGUUUUAAUUUAUAGCGUCCCUUGACUGCAGAUACCGAAGGGAAUAGAAGCGAAAGUCGUGUUCCAGCAAAGAUGGAGGAAGUGAGAUGACCACUUCAGGCUUAUUCGUGAUCUUCAGUCAGUGGAUCAUGCCAGACUCCAAACGAGGAAUAAUUUAGCUAAAAAGAAGAAUUAGUCUCUUUGAGGAGAACCAGGAGUUAAGGAGUGGGAUACUGUACCGAGCCCUGUCACUUUGUGCCAGGAAAAUUUCCAACACUUGAAAGGGGUGUUGCGGCAGCCGCCAUGGCCAGUCUGGCGUCAUUUUUCAGUGCCAAGGUGCCUCAAGGUCACUCACCCCUUGCAGCGAACCAUUCUAGAAGUGUUGACCUGAAGCUACUCGACCGACUUCAGGCCGGCCAUACCUGCGUUCACGCAGCCGCAGCUGCCCAUGCGGUCACCUUAAUGCACCUCUCCACUGCAACCACAACCUAUACUACCGGGACACCACGCCUCGGCAAAUGCAACACACGCUGACUGGACACCACUUUAGCUAGGCCCACGAGCCUACAAAAACUGCUCCCACCACUGUCCUUGGGGCUCUCGGGCAUGACUGAACGCAGUUAACACUAGGUCUGGCUUCACUGGCGACAAUUGCCGCCUGAGAGGACAACUCGGGUUCAGUACACAAUAAACCGUUCGUCCUUGGAAAUGUUGUCUUGGGAUUUAGCCCUCUGCGAGUGCACUUCAACCGCUUAGUCUCUACAGGGGCGUCUAACAGCCAUUCAUCGAAGCAGAACUUGCUACUCUCCUGGAGUUCAAUUUGCCCUUAUCGCGCAGCAGUGACCAGGCAUCAAUCAAAGUUUGGGGUUACAGUGCUUUAUAAGUGCAAUAGGAGAUAGGGUGUAAGGGGUGUCCGGUUGUGGGUCUACGCGAUGGUCUUAGUAGGUCGCUCACUUGCUUGCAGUGUAGCCUACGCCCAACGUCCAUUAACUGACAUCAAACUCUCACAUGUGGCUCCCAGAAGCCAGGCUCUACCUAGCGGCCACACCCCGAUAACCGCCUCUACCGGAGGGCUAAACCAGGCGAGGGCAUGCGUGUGUGCAUAUCCGCACACGGUGACGCGGCUCAGCUGGCCGUAUGGAUCAUCGCCUCGGUACCUCCGAGACGGGACUCCAAUCGGUACACCACAGGAGGCCACAAGGUACAGUGAGUGACCAAUCUUAUCAAAUAUUGGUCGAAAUUCUGAAAUGCGUUUUCUACAAGGAAGGAUUAUUUACGUGGGGUUGUAAAACUGGUUAUCAUGCGGCAUAAUCCUACAGUAUUUUGGACUCGCCAGGAUGUCAGCUUUUGAAUGCUCUGAUUUUCGAUCUCCUACAGGAAGCACACUAGGUAAAAAUGACUACUUAAGUAGCGCGCAUUUUUUGAAUUGAUUUCCGAUGAUUUUAUAAACUCAAAUACAUUUUCUAGAAAAAAUGCCCAAAAGUGUGCCUUCUUUCACUCGUUCGGUGGAAAAUCACGUUGUUUUUACAUUCAAUACCCAAUGAAAGUGCAUAUUUAAGUUUUGAAAAAAGUUUCUAAUCAUGGGAUUUUUAAGACCGUGCCAUGUCCGUUCACACCACUGCUCCUCAUGAAAUGUACAACGCAGUCCGCAUCCACGGCGAAAUUUUCUGAACUCUAUAUAGUAUCUUCUUAAAUAGAUAGAACUCCCAGGUAAGCGAACAUUUCUCUAUCGUCUUUGCUUUGCUUGUCCUUGCUUGCUUGUGUUUGACUUUGUUGUAAGCUAAAUGUCGUUGCGUUGAAUUUUCUCUGCUGCCUUUGCUUUUUGCUGUUCUUGUCUGUCUGCUUUUUCGUCUCCGUCCUUACUGUAAGCUAAAUGCCGUUCUUUUGAAUCUGUUUGCUCACCGCUUUUAUAUUUCAGCAACCAGCUAGCCUAGAGAGGGACGCCAAACACUACUUCCUGUCUCUCUUCGCUUCCCUCAUCCUCCCGCCUCCCCCCUUCAAAAAGUCCUCCAGCGAAAACGACAACGAUAGCGUAGGCGACCCAGGCUAG